Molecule: messenger RNA, 1615 nt
Organism: Tachysurus fulvidraco (yellow catfish)
Lineage: Eukaryota; Metazoa; Chordata; Actinopteri; Siluriformes; Bagridae
Exons: 13
Coding region: 41-1471 (476 amino acids)
Cellular component (GO): nucleus
Molecular function (GO): DNA-binding transcription factor activity
Source: RefSeq, a predicted model, not a curated record
UGUACAAAAGUGCUUCUUCAAUGGAUGUUAUCAGUGGUUAAUGGGCCCAUCGAUAUGGUUCAGUAGGGGCAUGCUGUGGCUACUGGAAGGCUCAGAAGGUUGUUGUCACCUAUCAAAUGCUCAAUCAAUGCAGCAAUGUUGUGCACUUUCCUGGUUAAUUGUUUCAGCAUCAGUUUCCAACGGGUUUCCAGAAGUACAAGAACUUCUUUGGUGUUUGAAGAUGGCCCAGAGAGAGAGAACAUACAUUAAUGAGGAGCAAAGGGAAACCCUGAAAUCCUUUUUUAAGGAAGGAAUGACACGUGUUGGCUCACCCAUAAUAAUAAGAGCAGCUUCAGCUACUGGAUUGGACACCAGUGUCAUAGAAAACUGGAUCGGUAAUUACAAAAGGUCAUUAAAUGCUUCAUCUGAGCCCCGACCAUCAAAGGCCAAAGCUCACAUCCGAGAGCUGUCCCCAUACAACCUUUUUUGUAGGGACAUUCUUAAAAACAAUGGCACAAUGAAAGAUAUGGGGAGGUGGUCCACAUUAGGGAAAGAGGACAAAGACAAAUACUGUCAAGAAGCAGCAGCACUGAGGGCACAUGGCCAGGCACAGGACCUUAGCCCUGAGAUGAGGGAUCACCAAAUUAAAAUGCACCUGAAGAAGCUGAAGUUAGAGGUGUCCAAGCUUGAGGAUUUGGGUGUGGAAACAGCUGUUUUAUCUUUUGAUCGACAAAAGUCCAGCUUAGAGGUGUAUGAGCUGAGCAGCAAAGGAGCUGCAGAUUUCCUGGACUCAACAGACACAGUGAACAACUUUGCACUGCAUUUCAAAGCCAGCUCCUCAGCCGCAACAUCGAGUGCCAGAGUCGAGGUCAAUGUGCUGCUGAGAAAAGUGCAAGAUCUGUUUAACCAAAAAUAUAAGGAGGCCGGAGGUACUGGAAGGCUCCCCUACCAAUCCCUGGUGAAUCAGGGAAUGACAAUUAAAGUUGCUGGACUUUCCAACAGCCUUACUUUCAAAAAGCCAUCCUAUUAUGGAAGGAAUCAGUUGGAGGCCAUUUUGCAAGCUGCUGAGGAGAUUUCAUUUGAAAUCAAUGCAGCACAAUGCGACACCACUGACACAGCAGAAGGAAUGUCAGAGGCCAUGGGCGCAGAAGACACAGCAGAUGUUGUCCAGACGCAGUCAGCAGAAGACAUUUUAGAGUUUUUUAUGUGUGAAAAUGGUAUUUCUUGUACAGAGCUGGAAAAACAGUCCUCAGAAACAACCACUACAGUAGCCAUCGUGAUGACUGCAGAUGAAGAUGGAGGCAAUCUGUGCUGUGUCUGCCACGUCCAUUUCGAUGACAGGAAGAAGAAUGCUUCAAAGAAGUGGCGUUCAUGGUCACAGUGCACAGUGUGCCAAUCAUGGUCACACACUGCAUGUGGUUUUAAAAAAAACAUGUGUCUUAAAUGCAGUGUCAAGACACCAUGCAAACACCCUGAAGCACUACAUCAGUGAUAGAAAACAAGAUGGGUUAACAAGAUGUUUUAUGUUCCAACUUGUUUUUACUUUGUUCAUGACCCCAUCCCUACAAACACACACGUUUUUUUUUUUAAUGUAUUAAGUUCCAUUUAAAGUUGUUCUUGCUAAUUUAUUGUACCG